Giardia duodenalis is the source of this 438-nucleotide messenger RNA. RefSeq lists its product as uncharacterized. The coding region runs from base 1 to 438 and encodes 145 amino acids. Lineage: Eukaryota; Fornicata; Diplomonadida; Hexamitidae. The transcript has a single exon. The record is from RefSeq and is a predicted model, not a curated record.
AUGCGCGGAGUCCUCUCUGCUCUCCCCAGCACUUUCCACAGCCACUUUGUCCCACCAUCCGUGGCACCGCUUCCUAGUGCUGGGCCUAAAAGUGCCUCGGAACCUUCUCUCCCCCUCGUUGGAGACCACCUGCAUACUCUCGAACCAUAUGCACAGCAGCUCACAGCACAACAACAGAAGCGUCCUCGGUUCCGGCUGCUGGUGGCAAAGCUUCCCCGGGGAACGAGCCCUCUCCAGCUAACAACACCACUAGAGCAGGCCUUUCCAUGUAGUGUGGAUAAUAUUACACUACCCUCCAGUAAGCACGGAAAGCGCCCAAGGAAUUUUGCCAUAAUCGACUUGCACUACAGAAUCGAUCUCUCUAAAGCUCAAGAGGUUUAUAGACAGGCCAAUCUAACCAUUAAGAUGAAGGCUGUGGACGUCAAGGAAUCUGUGUAA